Molecule: messenger RNA, 2643 nt
Organism: Arabidopsis thaliana (thale cress)
Lineage: Eukaryota; Viridiplantae; Streptophyta; Magnoliopsida; Brassicales; Brassicaceae
Product: RNA-binding (RRM/RBD/RNP motifs) family protein
Exons: 14
Coding region: 149-2221 (690 amino acids)
Molecular function (GO): nucleic acid binding; RNA binding
Source: RefSeq, marked reviewed
GAGAAGUGGGAAAUCGCUGGUUAUGGUAAAGGUAAAGACUGUGGUGGUGACAGAGUUAAUUCUUCGACGAGGACUGGUGUUGCGGGUGGGAAUGACGAAGUUUCCAUGGAGCAAAAUUUCUCUGUUUCUGAAUGUCAAUUGAACAGUAAUGUAUGUGUCAAGGAUAAUCGUUAAGAAUGUUCCCAAAUAUGUGACAGAGGAUCAACUACGAGGUAUCUUUUCGGAAAAAGGAGAAAUCACAGACGUGAAAUUGAAGCGUUUAAGUGAUGGCAGAAGUAGACAAUUUGCUUAUAUUGGAUUUCGUAGUGAACAAAAAGCUCAAGAUGCUAUCACUUACUUUAACAAGAAUUUCAAACAUAGUCAUCAAAUAUCUGUUUUGGUUGCGGACCCUCCACCGAGGAGGACACAAGGGAAGGUUGAUGCUUAUGCUAAAGGAGAUAAACAGAUUCAGAAGAAGGAUCCAGAAGUUGAUCAUGAUCCUCAGCUUCAAGAAUUUCUUCAUCAGGAGCAUAAGUUGAAAUUCUGGUCCAAUGACAUGUGUAUUCAUCCUUCCAAUGGUGCUGAUGACCCUAACAAAGCCAAAAGAUCAUUCUUAGAUUCUAAAAAGACUAGAAAGAGUAAAGUUGGUGAUGAUGUUUCUGAUAUGGAAUACUUCAAGAGUCGGAUAAAGAAAAAUCUGGACAGUGAUUGUGAAACCGAUAGUCGUGAAGAUGCAAUCAAUGUUUUUCCUAUUGAUGGAGAAGUUAAAGCUGACAGAGUCGACAAAGAUGAUGAUGGCCAUGCAAUGGAGGUAGAAGCCGAUGGCAGUGAUGAUGUUCUUGACGCUGGUCGCCUUUUCGUCCAUGGCCUGCCUUACUCUACCACAGAAGAAGAGCUUAUGGAACAUUUCAGCAAAUUCGGUGAUAUAUCAGAGGUCCAUCUUGUUCUUGACAAGGAUACCAGAAGUUGCAGGGGAAUGGCCUUCGUCCUUUACCUGAUACCGGAAUCUGCAAAAAUGGCAAUGGAUAAAUUAGAUAAGUUACCUUUCCAGGGCCGGACGUUGCAUAUUUUACCAGCUAAGCCCCGUGCAAUGUCUGCUAAACAAGUAGAUAACUCCUCUAAUCUGCCAAAAUCAUUCAAGAAAGAGAGGGAGGAACAAAGGAAGGCGUCUGAAGCUUGUGGAAACACAAAUGCUUGGAACAGUUUCUUCAUGCGACCCGAUACUAUCCUGGAAAACUUAGUCAGGUCGUAUGGUGUAACAAAGAGUGAGUUACUUGACCGUGAAUGCGAAGAUCCUGCAGUACGCCUUGCUUUGGGAGAAACAAGAGUGAUUAUGGAGACCAAAGAAGCCCUUGCUAAAGCUGGAGUACGUGUCACCUCUUUGGAAGAAUUUGCUGCACGGAAAGGUGACGUGAAGAACAGAAGCAAACAUAUUCUCUUAGUCAAGCAUUUGCCCUUUGCUUCCACUGAAAAGGAACUGGCUCAAAUGUUUCGGAAAUUUGGAAGUCUAGACAAAAUUGUUCUCCCUCCGACUAAGACGAUGGCUUUGGUUGUUUUCCUUGAAGCGGCUGAGGCACGUGCAGCUAUGAACGGAUUGGCAUACACGCGUUACAAAGAUGCUCCCCUGUAUCUGGAGUGGGCUCCUCGAGAUAUUCUUGAGCCAAAAGCACUUGCCGAUAACAAAGAAAAGAAGAGUGCUGUCGAAGAAAAUGAUGCGAGAAGAGUCAACUUAGAUCAGCAGGUUGGAAUCUAUUCGGAUAUAACCGAGUCAAAUGUCCUUCAUGUAAAGAAUCUGAGCUUCAAGACAACUGAUGAGGGGUUGAAGAAGCAUUUGACUGGAGUGGUGAAGCAGGGAAAGAUUCUGAGUGUUAAGCAGAUAAUAAGAGACUGGACGAGACGUCGUUCAAGCGGUUAUGGUUUUGUAGAAUUUGACUCCGUAGAGACAGCGACCAGUGUCUACAGAGAUCUACCAGGAAAUGUUCUGGAUGGGCAUUCUUUGAUCUUGAAUUUUUCUGAAAACAAGCGGAGUGAAACGGUUGGGGAAGGUUCAGACAAGGUCACAAAGUUGGCAAAGUUACAUGUGAAAAAUGUAGCUUUUGAAGCAACCAAGAAAGAACUAAGACAGCUUUUCAGUCCAUUUGGACAGAUUCAAGAGAGUUGGGCUUCCAUUGAAGAAUGUGAGAAAAUACGCUGGUUAUGCUUUUGUAGAAUUUGGGACAAUGCAAGAAGCUUUAAACGCUAAAAAGGCACUCUCCAACACCCAUUUCUAUGGACGCCAUUUGGUGCUCGAGUGGGCUCGUGAUGACGAGAGCAUGGAAGCGAUUCAAAAAUCUUGUGCUGCCAAGUAUAUGGGCCAAGAAAACGAUAAUCCAAAGAAAAGGAAAAGCUCGACAGUUGUUGGUAGUGGUAGAGAGACGUCAAAGAAAAGGUUAUAGAAGAAGAUGGUUUUAGGGCGUUGGCGUGAAGUGAAGACGUGCGGUGAAAGUCUCUUAUAAAAUGAGAGGAUAGCUGAAUAGGCCCUCUCUGCAGUUUGUGAUUCUCCUGUGUUUGAAGCGGAGCCGAUCUUAAUUUUCUCAUAAUUAUGAUUACAAAGAGAUUUCCUCAACUCUUCUAUCGUUUGUUGUAGUUUUCAAAAAUAAAUAAAUAAAAUCAAUAAUUUACACG